AUGCCGACAGCGAAAGCACCGAGCCAUGCAAAGAGGCCUGAAGUGGGCUCGCAGCCAAUGUCAAGUAUGUGGACGCAAAUGUUUCCACCAAAGCCGACAUACACCGAAGAGCAGGUACCUGAUCUUAGUGGCAAGGUAUACAUUGUCACUGGCGCUAGCUCAGGCGUAGGCAAAGAGACGGCUACAAUCCUGUAUUCCAAGAAUGCUAAGGUGUACAUGGCAGUGCGACCUGGGACAAAGGCGUCGAUUGCCAUGGCCAGUAUUCAGGCAGCAGUGCCCAAGUCGUUGGGCACUCUUGCUAUUCUACCGCUAGAUCUAGCAGAUUUGAAUGCGGUCAAGAAAGCAGCAGAGGAAUUUGUCUCGCUCGAAAACAGCCUUCAUGGGCUCAUCAACAAUGCAGGCGUGCAAGCGCUCGAAGACACUAAUGGCGAAGCUCGCACAGCACAGGGUUACGAAGUGCACAUUGGAGUCAAUGUGCUAGCGCCGUUCUUGUUCACGCGCCUGCUCAGAGGCGUGCUAGCGGCGACGGCGCGCCAGGAACAUGCUGGUGUUGUACGCAUUGUGUGGGUGUCUUCAAUAGGCACCGAGACGAUCGGAGAAAAUGAACGGGGGCUGUCGGCUGAUUACCUUGACUACUGGCCGCUUAUGUCGCCGCUCGAGCGUUAUGGGCUAAGUAAGGCUGGCAAUUGGCUACAUGGAGUCGAGUGUGCGAAGCGGUAUGCGAGUGGCGGCAUUUUGAGCUUUCCAAUCAAUCCGGGCCAUUUGAGGUCCGACCUAUAUCGCCAAGGGGGAUCACUGUUCAAGCUUGCACUGAGGCCCGUGCUAUUUCCCCCUAGAUAUGGAGCUUACGUCGAGCUAUUUGCUGCCUUAUCGCCUACAUUGAGCAUAAAAGACUCUGGAGCUUGGAUUGUUCCAUGGGGCAGACUCUAUCCUAUCCGUAAUGAUUUGGUUGAUGCGACCAGAAGCGAAGCUGAGGGAGGCAACGGUCAUGCAAGUGCGUUUUGGGAGUGGAGUGAGGAGCAGGUCAAGGCCUUCUUGUAG
This is a messenger RNA of Bipolaris maydis ATCC 48331, 1041 nucleotides long. RefSeq lists its product as uncharacterized. The record is from RefSeq and is a predicted model, not a curated record. NCBI's taxonomy places the organism in Eukaryota, Fungi, Ascomycota, Dothideomycetes, Pleosporales, Pleosporaceae.